Molecule: messenger RNA, 1848 nt
Organism: Rubroshorea leprosula
Lineage: Eukaryota; Viridiplantae; Streptophyta; Magnoliopsida; Malvales; Dipterocarpaceae
Source: the annotation of a GenBank genome assembly
AACUUCUCGGAAUCAACCAAGACAAAGCUCAGGUGGAUUCUACUUUUAGCAGCUCUUCACAUUUUAUAUACAAGAAAAACAAUUUUUAAUUUUUCUAAAAAAUAACGCUUCCACACCUAGAGCUGGCUGGUAGCCGCCGGUGGUCCCAACUCCCCAAAGGCAGGAAGAGGAGGAGGAGGAGGAGGAGGUGGAUGAGGCCGCCUGUCACGGUGGAGGAUGUCAGCACACCGUGGGUCCUACGGUUGGUAUUUUGUGGGCACCGGUGACAACCCUAUCUGAGAUGGAAAGAACGAAUGAUACACGUCAGUCAGCUGCAAACAAUUGGGCACUCCACGUCACCACGAGACGUUAGCAAUAUAAUAUAAAAAUCAUACAAAGUACUUCCUUCCUUAGUUGACCUUACCCGCUUAACUCCCCUUUAUAACUCCCCAUCUACUUGGUAUUUUUUGGUACCUGCCCUUCCUUCUGUUCUCUCAUCUCUCCCUUGCCAUUUGUUUCCUUUCUUCUUCCUCCUCUUCCUUCAUCCUCUUCAAAUUCGAGUGUGAUCAAAUCUCAACCACAAAAAUGAGUAACAUAAGCAUGGUGGAGGCGAACCUGCCACCGGGAUUUCGAUUCCACCCUCGAGAUGAAGAGCUCGUCUGUGAUUACUUGAUGAAGAAGGUGACUCGUUGCGACUCCCUUCUCUUGGUCGAAGUUGACCUCAACAAGUGCGAACCUUGGGAGAUUCCCGAAACAGCAAGUGUUGGAGGUAAAGAAUGGUACUUUUAUAGUCAGCGAGACCGGAAAUAUGCAACCGGACUUAGAACAAACCGAGCAACAGCCUCCGGGUACUGGAAGGCUACCGGAAAGGACAGGGCGAUCCUUCGGAAGAACACACUUGUUGGGAUGAGAAAAACCUUGGUGUUUUACCAAGGGAGAGCUCCAAAGGGGAGCAAAACAGAUUGGGUCAUGCACGAGUUCAGAAUUGAAGGACCCCUUUCCCCUCCUCAGAUACUAACUCUCAAGGAAGAUUGGGUCUUGUGUCGAGUGUUUCACAAGAACAGUGAAGCUCCGGUGGCGAUGGCAGCCAAACCUAGCAUGGGCAGAACCUGCUAUGACGACACAGGUUGCUCUUCUUCCCUCCCACCUCUCAUGGAUUCUUACAUCACAUUUGACCAAACUGAACCUCCCAAGUUCUUCGAUGAGAAUGAGCAAGUGUCCUGCUUCUCCAUUUUCAAUUCAGACCAACCCAAUAACUCUCCUUUUUCUCACAUCACCCACAUGGAAGACCCCUUAAUGCCCACGAAAAACCCUAGCCUUCUUGGACAAUUGCCGAUGACAAGUGCUUGGGUAGACCCUUUUCCUUGUGACAACAAGGUGAUAAAAGCUGUGCUUAGCCAACUUACAAGGAUAGAUGACAACAAUGUUCAUGUGAAAGGGUCAUCAGCAAGCUUAGGAGAAGGGAGUUCUGAGAGCUACUUAUCUGAUGUGGGGAUGCCCUACUUUUGGAAUAAUGACUAUGAUGUUUAGGACUAAUUGAGGGAAAAUAAUUAAUAUAUUCUUCGAUUCAACACACUCACUAACACAUACCAAUUCAGCUAUUAAAAUCUUAGUUUUAAAUUUUCUCAUCUUAAAGUUAAGUUUAAAAAUCAUAAUUUCUUAAUGUUUGUGUUGUGAAGUGUGUUGAACCGAAGGAUGUCUAUGUCGAUGUCUCUAAUUGAGACUUUGUAAAUCAUUCCUUAAGUCCAAGAUAGUCGCUUGUUGCAUCACAUGUAAAGAACAUGCGAUGAUUAGUACUUUGUGGAUUUACCUUCUUCCCAACAAGCAUGGGAAUCUUCUUUUCUCUCUCUCGCUCUUUUUUUUUUUUUU